Molecule: messenger RNA, 2119 nt
Organism: Drosophila navojoa
Lineage: Eukaryota; Metazoa; Arthropoda; Insecta; Diptera; Drosophilidae
Product: band 7 protein AGAP004871
Cellular component (GO): plasma membrane
Source: RefSeq, a predicted model, not a curated record
CAAAGAAACACACACACACACACAAAAUAUACAAUAAACCUGGCAAAGACAAUCAAAGGCGAAGGCAAAACAAUAACAGAGAGUGCAAAUUGAAUAAAAACCGAAACCGACGAAUUUUUAUCAAGUGCAAAUAGAGCAAUAGAGGACAAAUAUCACAACAGGUGUUUCAGCUUUAAUUACGAAUUAAUCUACCUAACAUAUUCGACCCUCACACACACCUAUGCGUGUGUGCAUCUGUGUGUGUGUGCUUAACUGAUUUGCGAGCAGCACGUGCAACAAAAGAUGGUUGAAGAGUUUCUCGAGAAAUUGCCAGAAAUCGACACACGUUACGAGGAUAUUGUGCCCAUGGAACAAGUGAGCUCGAUGGUCUCCAACGGUGGCGGCAGCGUGACCAUGCAGCGCGACGAUGAAUACCGAAAUCGCAUCAUGAAAAGUAAGUGUAUUGAAAUCGGAAACGGCCUCAAGAUAUCGGACCGCACGGAUAGUUUGUGGCAGUCGACAGCUGCCAGCAUGCCAGCAGCUGUUGGCCAGCAGCGGCAUGCAGCACGAUCUAUGCAACAGCAACAAUACAUGCCACACCACCAGCUUCAGCACCAGCACCAGCAGCAGCGCACCGCCAACGGCCAACGUGCCAACACCAUUUCGAGCAACUUUAACAACAAAAUGCAGCUGAACAGCAAUCACAGCAGCCAGCGCGAGAUAAGUGCGUCGCCACGUCGCGUGGCACUCGAUACAACGGCCUCUGGGUCGACGACAGGCUUUGGUUUUAGUCGAGCUGACGAGGAAAUCAGCGACAAGGCGUCAACAUGCGGCAAAUUGCUCAUAUUUCUAUCCGUGGCCCUAGUGAUAAUGACGCUGCCCUUCAGCCUGUUCGUCUGCUUCAAGGUGGUGCAGGAAUACGAGCGCGCGGUUAUCUUUCGCCUGGGUCGACUCAUGCAGGGCGGCGCCAAGGGUCCAGGCAUUUUCUUCAUAUUGCCCUGCAUUGAUUCAUAUGCACGCGUGGAUUUACGUACUCGCACCUACGAUGUGCCCCCACAGGAGGUUCUCACAAAGGAUAGCGUUACGGUUUCGGUGGAUGCAGUGGUUUACUAUCGCGUAUCAAAUGCGACCGUCUCUAUAGCGAACGUGGAGAAUGCUCACCAUUCGACCAGACUACUGGCACAGACUACUCUACGAAACACAAUGGGAACUCGGCAUUUGCAUGAGAUACUCAGCGAGCGUAUGACGAUUUCCGGCACCAUGCAGGUUCAGCUAGACGAAGCGACCGAUGCUUGGGGCAUCAAAGUUGAACGUGUUGAAAUCAAGGAUGUGCGUUUGCCCGUCCAGUUGCAGCGAGCCAUGGCCGCCGAGGCUGAGGCAGCACGUGAGGCACGGGCCAAAGUAAUUGCCGCCGAGGGCGAGCAGAAAGCAUCGAGAGCGCUGCGUGAGGCAUCCGAGGUGAUUGGCGAUUCGCCGGCAGCGCUGCAGCUGCGCUAUCUGCAGACUCUCAAUACCAUAUCCGCGGAGAAGAACUCAACGAUUGUAUUCCCGCUGCCCAUCGAUUUGAUAACAUAUUUCCUGAAAACUUCGGAGGCCACCACGCAACAGAAUGCGGCUGCAGCAGUUGCUGCCCAGCAGCAGCAGGCGCAACAGCAUCAGGCAAUCAUGCAGCAGCAACAGUACGCCCAGCCGAUGCAGCAGCAGCAGCAGCCACAGCAGCAACUGAUGUCGCCGCCGCCGCAGCAACAACAGCCGCAACAGCAACAACAACAGCAGCAAUACCAAACGCAGCAAAUUUCAUCAGCUAUGUAAAUGAGAAUGGCGAGACAUAAUUAAAGUUUCGGCUUGGCCGAAUUUCGAAUGCGCUGCGUGAAAACAGAAAGAAUCUAAAAGAGAAAACCGCAGUUGGUUGUAGCCGACUGCAUGAUGCUCGUUCAUGAUGAAAUUAGAGUUGAAAUGAGAUAUAGAAAAUACCAGAAUAGAGUCGAAUUUAGAGAGAGAUGUGGCAAAGUUCAGAUAAGGUAUGCCUCAGAGGGCGUGGACCACAAUGCCUAAAGACAAUUGGUAGAGUAGAAAAUAUGACAAACAGACUUAAAUGAAACAUAAGAGAACAAAGUCAAGCAAACUGAAAAGAUUUUAG